UAACUUAUUUCUGAAUUAGUAUCCUUAUUAUAGUUGACAGAUGUCUUUGAACCAUUUGUUAGCACAUGUAGCUACAUCGACGUGGCUGAAGACCAAAGAGUCCAUAGUCACUAUUGACAGUUACCUUGUAAACAGAAACUGGAGUUCCCCCUCCCCCUCCCUCUCCCUCUCCCUCUGUCAAAGAAAUGAAAGUGGAACUAUUAAUGUCUGUGAAAUGACAUCGUAGCAGAAGGAUUUUAGCACAAUGAGUGACAAUCAUUAUCAGUGGCAACUGCUGAACGGCAAUCAGUGGCUGAAAAUCGACAACGAUCAUGUGAUAGAGACUCACUACUGCCACCCUGGAGCAAAGGGGAUCAGCAUCAACACAAGACUAGGGAAAGUUUUUAUAGACUUCGAUGAGCUGAAGACUGAUAACCCAGCACUGAGAGUGCAGAGACUGAGCUUUGUCCCUCAGGGUCAAGAAGAGGACAUCGGAUGGUACUUCAGAGACGACAGCCUGUGGUGUGAAUAUGGAUCACAGAGCUCCAACAUGUCAUCGUCGUCCAUCACCAGCAAAGACAUCGAGACUCAUUUCACUCAGAACCCUCAGGGAGUCAUUCAGUUCAGCGUUGGCUCGACUGGAUACUCACUGGAUUUUUCCACCAUGACCCAAACCAACGUCGCUACAGGCUUGCGCAGAAACGUGCGCAGGCGACCGAAAUUCACCUCAAGCCCUGCAAGCAUUAGCUAUCCUUCAUCCCUGCCUCUGGCUUCACAAUCCCAGUUAUACAAUCCCAGCUUCAAGUGGGAGUUUAUGGGAGAUGAAGGGCAGUGGACAGAAUACCAAGCACAUAUAUGUUCGCUUGACAGCGCUGCCAUUGAGAAGCAAUACCAGCUGAACCCACAGGGCCAGAUCCUGUUCAAUAUCAGAAACUUCUCAUACAAGCUGGAUUUUGCAAGAAUGUGUCAAAUUAAUAAUAAUAUUGGGACAAGACGAAGUGUGAGGCGGAGUCCGGAUUACGGGGCUCAGAAAAACAACAGCCCAGAUACAAAUGUCCGUUGGCAGUUCCAAGAUAUCGAUGGGAUUUGGAAAGAUUAUUCCAAAAGUUAUCGUCAGUGCAGCGUCUCCAGUCCAGACAUUGAACUCCAGUACCAGUUAAACCAGUUAGGCAUUAUGACAUUUGCCACCAAGAGGUUCAGCUACGAACUCAACUUCUCAGCCAUGACUCAGAGGAACCUGUCCACAAAUACCACCAGGUCGGUGAGACGACUUCUCCAGUGAUCAAGAUAGAUUGUUCAGAGGGAGGAGAGAUAUUUGCACGUUUUCCUCAUAAGCUGUCUUGUUUCUAUCUUGAUUGGUGUUUACAAUACUGUUGACCUGAAUGAAGCAGAGAUGCUCAUAGGUUUUCAGUCCACUUUAGAAGAUUUGGGUUUACUUUCUGACAAGAUACAGAAUCAUCAUUCUGGGCUCCUACAGCUUUUCAUGUCAAAAUCCCCAAAUUAUUUAUACCUCCCAACCUGCUUUUUAAGUAUAAAUACAAGUGAAGUUAUGGCAGAUAAGCUUUAAGUCUAGAAGCUGCAAAAAUACCUGAAUGUAAGAAAGUCUGCAGAUACAAACGUGGAAAAUACUUUAAAAUGUCUGACUGUGUGGGAACUCUGCUUCAUGUUUCAAGAACUUUAUUGCAUCCACUGGACCGGUUUGUAAAAUGGUUUACUUCAUGUCAGUUAGCAUUAUGUAAUGAAACUAAGUGGCAUUUUUGAUUAAACAUUUAACAUCACGGUGGUUUAGGAUGUAAUAAAUGCAAAGACAUUUAAAUUAUAGGUUACAUUAUAGUUUUUUUUUUUUUGCAAUAUUUUGGGCCAUAAUGCACCUUUAAAUGUUCAUGAAAUUUGCCACAACCAAAGAACUUCGUUUUUGCUUUUCACUUUUAUUAAGAUGUCUUAAGCUUUUGUUUUCCCUGUUCUAAUUUAUCUAGAAAUGUUUAAUACAAUUGUUUCCCCUUCAAAUAAAAGUGAUAAAAAAUAAAUAAAAAAAAUCAAACAAAACAGUGACCAUCAUUUGAGAAUAUUAGAUUGUAUGCUUUUAUAUAUGUACAGAUCUUCAUGGAACCACUUCAGAAACCAGCACCUGGACACAAAACGAGGCUCACACUUCACACACAGAACAGCAGUAGUUUACAAACGGCCUAAUCAAAGACCGAGUUUCAGUUAGCUUUGGGGUUCUGCUACAAUAUGUGAAACAACACUCCAGUAAACCAAUCGAGUUAAUCAAAGCAAAGCGUCAACAGUGUGGAAAUGAACAGAACCUGAAGAGCGAAGUUUAUCUUAAAACAUUAAAUAAAAGACAAUCAUCAGCAGAAUCAAUGUGAGCGCGGUGAAUCUAAAAGACCCAAAAUGUUUAAUUCAGAGUGAAUUCACAUUAAUAUCUAGUCAUUAAUAAAAUCCGACAGAACAGUGAAGUUAACUGCAGGUCAGCAGAGAAAGUCACACACAAGGAGAGCUGGUUCCGACAAACUAUUUUCACCCUCAAGAACCGAAAAGGAUUAUUGCACUCGACUCAUCUAAGGCCUCUUAACCCAGAAUCACAAAAUUAACUCCAUGUUGAAAUAACUACACAGUUACAUUUCAUAUUAAUGCACACAAAAUAUGGGGAAUGUGAUAUGGUUGGUCACAUAAAAAAAAAAAAAUCUG
Messenger RNA from Poecilia reticulata (guppy), 2670 nucleotides. RefSeq lists its product as uncharacterized. Gene Ontology annotation, cellular component: nucleus. The record is from RefSeq and is a predicted model, not a curated record. NCBI's taxonomy places the organism in Eukaryota, Metazoa, Chordata, Actinopteri, Cyprinodontiformes, Poeciliidae. Gene Ontology annotation, molecular function: NAD+ poly-ADP-ribosyltransferase activity; zinc ion binding.